This is a messenger RNA of Daucus carota subsp. sativus, 426 nucleotides long. RefSeq lists its product as uncharacterized. The coding region runs from base 1 to 426 and encodes 141 amino acids. The record is from RefSeq and is a predicted model, not a curated record. The transcript has a single exon. NCBI's taxonomy places the organism in Eukaryota, Viridiplantae, Streptophyta, Magnoliopsida, Apiales, Apiaceae.
AUGGUUGAGCUGUUGCAAAUGUUUGAGGAGGCUUCAGGACAGCAAGUUAACCUUUCGAAAUCCUCUGUAAUUUUUAGUUCAAAUGUUGACAGGGAGAGUCGGGAGACUGUUUGCAAUGUGCUGCAUAUGCAAGAAGCAGGGGAUGAUGUGACUUAUAUAGGCUUGCCUAAUAUGAUUGGGAUGAAUAAAUUAAAGGUGCUUGGGUUUUUGAAAGAUCGAAUGAAUAAUAAAGUUCAAUCAUGGAAAGAGAGCUGGAUUUCCCAGGCAGGCAAAGCGAUUUUGAUUAAAAAUGUUGCCCAAGCUGUCCCUAACUACGCUAUGAGUACGUUCUUGCUUCCGUUGGAAAUCACAAGAGAUUUUGAAAGGAGUCUGUCAAAAUAUUGGUGGGAGCUAAGGAUAAUUCAAACUAUGGAAUUAGUUGGAUGA